GGGUGUGUGUUAACAAACGAAAGAGAGGGAGUUCCAUGGAAAGGGAGCAGGUUUGAAGCUGCGCCCGGUCUCCUCGCAUUGGCUUAUCGAUUGUGUCUGUCGUCUCGGUAACCGGAGAUCCGACCCUGACUGACAAUGUAUCCGUGCAUAGGCAAAUGGGGAUGCAGGUUGGAUUCAACUCACAAAAGGGGUGUAUGGGGGUGUAAUGUUACAAUGUGUGCGGUGUGCAGAAGAGAAAAAGAGUGCACCAAUCUGUGAAUAACGGGUUGGGGAAACAGAUCUUCUAUCACUUCCCCUGAAUUAAAAAAAACUCACCCCAUUCUAUCGUAAUUGCAAGGUUCAAAGCACUGGUUGACUUAAAAAAACAAACAUUUUUUUUAGCCAACUGCACAACAAACAGUUGUCUGUGUGUGUGCAUUCAUUGAGCGUAGAGGGAUCGCAGCACUUCACAGCUAAAGAGAUGUCUGCUUCGCGCAUAGGACACAUGUUACCAUCCAGAAGCGUGAGCGUUUUGAAAGGAGGAAAUGUAUGGUUUUUCGGCGGCGGGGCGCAAGACCCCGCGGGGUACCUCGUCCUCUGGAGUCCGCUCAAUGCUGAUUCCAUCUCAGCUGUCACCUUUCCCCCCCCAGAGUAUAGCAUUUUCAGGAGUCAGCGAACGGCGGCGUGGACUUGCCCAAGAGAAAAUGAACGAGAAUGGAGUGUUCUCCCGGGACAAGGUGUUGACCAUCGACACCAUGAACCCCACGGUGAAGAAUGUCGAGUAUGCGGUGCGCGGACCCAUUGUACAGCGCGCCAUGCAGAUCGAGAAAGAGCUGAGAGAGGGAGUGAAGAAGCCGUUCACUGAGGUCAUCAAGGCCAACAUCGGUGACGCCCAUGCCAUGGGCCAGCAGCCAAUCACCUUCUUCCGACAGGUCUUGGCACUCUGCUCCUAUCCGGAACUAUUGAAUGAAAACAUGUUUCCAGAGGAUGCCAAAAACAGAGCACAACGCAUUCUGCAGGCUUGUGGAGGUGGUAGUGUGGGUGCAUACAGUGCCAGCCAGGGAAUAGACUGUGUGCGGCAGGACGUGGCUCGCUACAUCGAGCGUCGGGAUGGGGGUGUACCCUGUGACCCAGACAACGUCUACCUCACCACCGGCGCCAGCGACGGCAUCGUAACCAUGCUGAAACUAUUGGUGUGUGGUGAGGGUGCAUCGAGGACAGGGGUGAUGAUCUCCAUCCCUCAGUACCCUCUGUACUCGGCUGCCCUGGCUGAGCUGGGCGCUGUACAGGUCAACUACUACCUGAACGAGGAGAAGUGCUGGAGCAUGGACCUUAGUGAGCUAGAGAGCUCCCUAGCGGAGGCCAGGAAGCACUGCAACCCCAAAGCCCUCUGCAUCAUCAACCCUGGUAACCCCACUGGUCAGGUCCAGAGCAGACAGUGUAUUGAGGACGUGAUCCGAUUCGCUGCUAAAGAGCGACUCUUCCUGAUGGCUGAUGAGGUGUACCAGGAUAAUGUGUAUGCGGAGGGUUGCCAGUUCCAUUCCUUUAAGAAGGUGCUUUUUGAGUUGGGACCAGAGUACUCUGACAAUGUAGAACUGGCGUCCUUCCACUCCACCUCCAAGUGCUACAUGGGAGAGUGUGGUUUCCGUGGGGGUUACAUGGAGGUGAUUAAUAUGGACGCGGAGGUGCAGGCCCAGCUCUCUAAGCUGGUGUCGGUCAGACUGUGUCCCCCCAUCCCUGGUCAGGCUCUGAUGGACCUGGUGGUCAACUCUCCCCAGCCUGGAGAACCUUCCCACAUCACCUUCAUGAAGGAGCGCACAGCCACCCUCAGUCUCCUGGCAGAGAAGGCUAAACUGACAGAGCAGAUUCUGAACACAGUACCUGGGAUCACCUGUAACCCUGUUCAGGGAGCCAUGUACUCAUUCCCUAACAUCAGCCUGCCAGAGAAAUCCAUCAAGGAAGCUAAGGCGCUUGGCCAGGCUCCAGACAUGUUCUACUGUAUGAAGCUGUUGGAGGAGACUGGCAUCUGUCUGGUCCCAGGAAGUGGCUUCGGACAGAAGGACGGCACCUACCACUUCAGGAUGACCAUUCUGCCGCCCACAGAAAAGCUGAAGAUCUUACUGGCUAAAGUAAAAGAGUUCCACCAGAAAUUCACUCAGCAGUACUCUUAACUAUCUUCCUUAACUUCCUAACUUUCACCCAAUCAGAAGAGAAUAGCACACUGAGCACUAUGCGCAGUCUACCAGCCAACCUCACAGAAUUUCUGUCACUAAGUGCCUACUGUGUUGGUGACUCUGUCGCCAGUCACCUUGAUCAUGCACUUUAGCCCCUUAGCCUACAAGAUUCCAAUAAAUGGUGGACUCCGACUGUACAUGUAAAACUGUAGUGAUUAUGAACACCCAGGAUAUUGGGAGAUGUAGUUUUUAGAAAUCAGGACAAGAGCUGUAGUUUUUUGGGACAUAUCAAAUUCAGUUCAAUCUGGCAUACUUGAUCAAAUGUAUAUUAAUUGUCAUCUCAGUUGUGUUUUUGUGUGUGUGCAUGCGUGUGUGUGGAAAAGAGGUUAUGUGUCCUUGAUUACAAGUCAAUGCCAGUAUAAUGGUACAGUAGUGCUGUAUGCAAUGAAGAAACUGAAAGCACUAGUACAUUAUUUCCAAACUCUGUAGAAAUGAUUUUGACAGUAUUGUAGACAAAGGCACAGGGAAGUAUUGUAUAUUCUAGAAGCUUUCACAAUGAUUUUAAAUUGAAAGAUGAUUUUAUUGUAUUGAAAAUCUCCAUCAUAUAGUAUUUUAUAUCUCCAGCCGUACAGACAGCCCUCCUAAGCACCCAUACCUAUACCUUUUAGUCUGUAAAGAUUUUUCUCCCUCCUUCUCUCUACAGGGGCUGCCAGCCUUCAUUAUCCAUGACAAAGCACAGCCCCUUUCUUAAUUAACCACCUUUUAGUAUUUCUAUAUCCCUUACAAUCCCCCCUCACAGCCCUUACAAUCUCCCCUCACAGCCCUUACAUCUCCUCACAGCCCUUACAAUCUUUCCUCACAGCCCUUAUAUCUCCUCUCACAGCCCUUACAAUCUCCCCUCACAGACCUUACAAUCUCCGAUCACAGCCCUUACAUCUCCUCUCACAGCCCUUACAUCUCCUCUCACAGCCCUUACAAUCUUCCCUCAGCCCUCACAUCUGCCCUUAUAAUCUCCGAUCACAGCCCUUACAUCUCAACUCACAGCCCUUACAUCUCCUCUGACAGCCCUUACAAUCUCCCCUCAAAGCCCCUCACAAUCUCCCCUCACAGCCAUUACAUCCCACCUCACAGCCCUUACAUCUCCUCUCACAUCCCUUGCAAUCUUCCCUCAGCCCUUACAUCUGCCAUUACAAUCUCCCCUCACAGCCCUUACAAUCUCACCUCACAGCCCUUACAAUCUCAUCUCACAGCCCUUACAUCUCCCCUCACAGCUCCUACAAUCUCCCCUCACAGUCCUUACAAUCUCCCCUCACAGCCCUUACAUCUCCCCUUAAGAUCUCCCCUCCCAUCCCUUACAUCCCAUCGCACAGCCCUUACAUCUCCUCUCACAGCCCUUACAUCUCCCCUCACAGCCCUUACAAUCUCCCCUCACAGCCCUUACAAUCUCCCCUCACAGCCCUUACAUCUCCCCUCACAGCCCUUACAUCUCCCCUCACAGCCCCUCACAGUUCUCACUAAUUUAAUUGGGUGCGCUUGUUUUACACAGUCACCUUUCUACAUCUUCGUUCCCUGAGAGACAGCAAAAAUGUUCUCUUUGUCAUGAUAGUGGUAACUCCUCUUUCGGAUAAUAAUUCACAUAUGAAUGAUAUUCAAGUGGGUGAAUAAGUGAUUGAAACAAUCAAGCCAACAAGAUUGAAACAAAUCAUUUGAGAGAGAGAGACUGAGGGGUACCAUCUGUCCAGAAAGCCUUUUCUCCGUGUCCAGCAGAUGUCCUGAUAUUGGAUGCUAUUUAGCUACAUGGUAUUAACUCACAAGUGGAGAAAUGGGGUGUCAACAACAUACUAGUACUAUUGUUCAAAUAUGACAAAUUCAGAUAAGGCUUGAUUCCCAGUGGAUUAUCUGACCCUUAUAUCUGACCAUAACCUACUUUGCCAUACUAUCUACAUGUAUAAUUUUGAAUAUUAACAUGUAAUAACCAUGUAAUAAUGUUAAUUUACAGAUGAACUUCAAAACAUUUUCACAACCACUACCAAACUAUUUUAUAUAGCAAUACAAAAUUACAGAAAUCUCUAUAUUGCAGGCUCACGAACACAAGAAAACACAAGCUUAACUAGCAAUUGUCUCAUGAUGACACUGUAUCGGUUUCUCUGCCUCUACUACUACAGACCUGGCCCAAUCUAUGAUUUCCUCUCCUUUCACUGCAUGUUGUCAUUUUAGUGCAAUUAAAGCGGCGCGAAGAUAUGUGCUUCCUGUUGCAUUGUGGGAACUCAGAUCAACUGUUGGACCGAACACUCAUCUUCAAUCAGGGACUCCAUUGUUUUCGUACAUGCUUAUUCAAGGUCAUGUGCGACAGAUGAUAGUGUAGUUUGCUAAGCGUGACUACUGUCAGAGCUGGGACCAAACCAAAUGCAGACACCACUCAUGUUGCAAUCAGAGAGGGUGUGGUGGAGCGAUUACUGAACUGAACUGAAGUUUAAUGACUUGAAGAGUGAAUGAGAGGGGAAAGCAAUUAACUUCUGAUUGUGAUUUGUGUUUUUCCUGUAAUUGUUGUGUACUGUAUGUAUUCUCUCUCUCUCUCUCUCUCAAAACAUAGUAAACAAAAAUCUGGGACAUUCAAAUUAGUAUGAUAUGUUACGUUUGGUAUGGCAUGUAUUAAUUUGUGGACGUCCAUGAUGUUACGAAUUACAAUUUGAAUGAUA
Oncorhynchus gorbuscha (pink salmon) is the source of this 4852-nucleotide messenger RNA. RefSeq names its product alanine aminotransferase 2-like. The record is from RefSeq and is a predicted model, not a curated record. The coding region runs from base 525 to 2150 and encodes 541 amino acids. Gene Ontology annotation, biological process: biosynthetic process. The transcript is spliced from 11 exons. Gene Ontology annotation, molecular function: pyridoxal phosphate binding; L-alanine:2-oxoglutarate transaminase activity. NCBI's taxonomy places the organism in Eukaryota, Metazoa, Chordata, Actinopteri, Salmoniformes, Salmonidae.